AUGGCCGAGACGAAGGUGAGACUCGAGAGGGUUGACGAAAAGCGCCGGCGAGCCUCGAAAUCGAGAGCGAGGAGCAGUCAAAGGAGGUCCCGGGGGCGGGGGGGUUGGAGAGAGAGAAAGCCUGAGACUAGGCCGCCCUCUUGACUCAUCCCCCCUCCCCCACCUCAGGUUUAUUAAUCCGUUGACGCCCCUUAUUUCUCCUCCCGCUUUCCACGGGCUGCCUCAGCGCUGCCUGGCAGCCGUUUCUCUCUCCCCGCCCCCCCCCUCCCCCGGUCUUAACAAGGCCUGGGGCCUCCUAUCCUCCUCCAAGGCGCGCAGGCAGGGCCGCCGCAGCAACGUGCUGCGCGCGAUUCGCGUUUGCUGGGACGUGGCGUUCCCUUGGGUUUGUAAUAAUUUCUAUUAACCUCCCCCCCCUCUUUUUUGGGCGGAGGGGGGUGUACUGGGCCCUUCUCUGUCUUCAGCCCCGGGGUGUGUGGGUGUGCUGAGAUCUCCCCCCCUCCCCGCCUGCUGGAGGAGGAGGAGGAGGCCGCCCCACGUGCUCCGCUGCCCAUCCCCGCUUCUCCUUCAGAGAGCCCGGUUUUGUCACAGCAAUGUCCUCUCGUUAGUAUUUCCAUUUUUAAAAUAUCGUUGAGAACACCCGCAUUGAAAGCAUGCUCAGGGUCAUAAGGCUUCAAACAGGAUGCAGAAGGUGGCUGCUGCUGCUGCUGCUUGCCAUGCUUACCAAGUAUUUCUAGGGAUGCAGUCCUGUGCACCCGCUUGGCUGGAGGAAGAGGCAGUUGAAUCCAUUAAGGCCGCAGGCCUUCACAAUAUAAAAGGGGCUGAGGAUUUGCUCGUUUAUAUAUUUGGCAUGAUAGAAGAAAUGGGAUGGGUAGGAAAGCAAAACUAAACAGUGGGAGGGCACAAGUAAAAAUCUGACAAUUGGCCCAAAAGAUAAAAUAGCUACUAAGCACAGUAAAACUGCUUUAAAUCCCACAAUACCAGUUUUAAUUUAGUAACUUUGUUGUGCACACUCUACAAAGAGAAAACUGUGUUAAAAAUAGUGAUAUUUGUAUUUCCUUGAUUUGGUUUCUACCCCUCAUCUUUUGAUCAUCAAGUAAAAACCUUGGGGCUGCUGUACCUUCUCUGACGCCUCACAUUGCUAAUAGACACAUUAACUUAAUACCACAAUCCCCUGUCCUUGGGAGGAUCCUAGUUGUUCUAUAUUGCCUUUUUAUAUGUAAGAACAAGGUGGCACCAUUCAGAUUAAACAGCAGCUGCUAGGUCAACAACAGGUAAGUUAAAAAUUGGCAUUGCUGCCCAGCCAAAGUUUCAGAAAAUAAAUGGUUUUUCAUCAAGCACUAGAACUGUAUAAAUGUAGGUGUAUUCAGAGGGAGCUGGUUUCACAGAGAGGGUGCUACUGUUGAAAAAGACCGACCUUCUAAUCACAGUUUAAAGAGCCUCUGUAGACAGUGACAUGACUAGGAGGGCUGCCUCAUCCAAGAAUCUUAGUGACCAGUCAGGUUGAUUUUCAGAAAGGUGCUCCUUCAGGUAAGUUAGUCUCAGGUUUUUUAUGGCUUUGUAGGUAAAGAUCAAAGCAUUAAACCUGUUCUAAUUGCAUAUUAGCAGCCACUGCUACACUUUUAAGCAGGCAUAGGCAAACGCAGCCCUCCAGAUGUUUUGGGACUACAACUCUCAUCAUCCCUAGCUGACAGGACCAGUGGUCAGGGAUGAUGGGAGUUGUAGUCCCAAAACAUCUGGAGGGCCGAGUUUGCCUAUGUCUGCUUUUAAGAGUGGUAUAGUAUAUACAUGGUAGGAUGUCUCAGUCAGCAUCCCAGCCACUGCAUUUUGCUCUAGCUGCAGCUUCCAGACCAACCCUAAGAACAACCCCACUUAAGAGCACAUUGCAGUAAUCCAGUCUUGAGGUGGUUGAGGCAUAGUAGCAAGGCUGUCCUGGUUCAUAAAUGAUAAUAGCUAGUGUACUAGUCAAAGCUGGGUGGGGGUGGGAAGUACUCCUAGUCAUUGUGCCCACCAGGUCCUUCAGUUCAAAGCUGACAAAUCAUCCCAUUGUUACACACUUGCUCUUUUGGAAGCGUGCAGCCCUAUCCAGGGUAGGCCAGCAUCCCAGUACUCAGACUUGGGAACCACCUGCCCACUGGACUUGUAUGGCCUCACCUGACUCAGAUGUUACUGAGAAAUAGAGGUGACUGUCAUCAGCUUAUUGAUGACAAUAUGCUCCAAUUUCCUAAUUACUGUUUCAAGCAACUUCAUAUAAGUAAACAGCAUUGGAGAGAAGAUGGCACCCUGCAAACCCCAUAACAUAAUUAUCAGGAGGCCAAGUCACUCCGUGCAACUCUGCAACUGGUCCUUUGAGUAGGAAAAAACCAAUGAAAAACCAUGAGCAUCGCAUUGUCAUUGGUAUCAAAAGGCAUGUGGUUGAGUGAGCCAUGUCCUCAGCCCUUAAAGUUGCUGGCUUCCAAAGAGGGAAAAGCUCCAUUUCUUUGUGGUGAGGAUGAAAGUGUGGGCUGCAAGCCACCUCUAACAAGCAGACUAGAGGAGGGGUGGAGCCCCCUCCACCAGCUCACUCAUCAGCUAAUUAAUUACAUACUAAUUAAUUACAUUAAUUAGUAAAAUGAAUGCAACUAUCACUUUCAGACCAAAAUAGAAAAAUUGGAUUAAAUGGCUAAGAUGUGCAAGUUCAUAAGAUCUUGCAUUUUUAUUAUUGGGGGUCUUUUUGAAUUAAAUAUCACAAGCCUCUUAGCAAUUUUGUUUUAAGGUUCGUCAUGUGACUUUUUCCACAGGACACACAUGAGGAGCAUGACUUAGCACCUGACAACGUAGAUGAUUCUAACCAUGACCCUCAGUUUGAGCCCAUAGUUUCUCUUCCUGAGCAAGAGAUCAAAACUCUUGAAGAAGAUGAGGAAGAACUCUUUAAGAUGUAAGUAUAAUAAGAAUGGUGCAUCAGUAACUUCCAAGCUUUGGGUUGGGGCAUAUUAAUAUGCUGAUGGGUUGCAGCAUUUGCACAUUGGCAAGGCAUACAUGUUGUCUAGGGCAGUGCCUUUAUUAGGCCACCAAAAUGUCAGAAAAUAGUGUCCAAGCUUUGGUAUAUGAGAUUGAGUCAGUACAACUGUCUUUUUCUAAAUGGCAAUGUAAAUCUUCGAACGGCUAAACUUUUAACAUGUGGUAGUCUGUAUUCAACAACUUAAGGCUCUAUUCUGUAGCAAUUCUCAGUGAGAUAGAAGGGCUAACUUUUUUCUUUUUUUUCUGAACAGUCAUCCACUUACCUAGAAAUGAGGAGUGCAAAGUUGGUUUCCUUUUCUGUGACAGAAACUAGUGUUUUCUAUCAUAUAAGGAAUGUCAAUUUUCAGGCCAGUUCAUUGAAUUUAUGAAUCACAUCCCACAACAGAAUGCCCCAAAGGAACUUGAAAGUGUAAAAUAAAGCAAUACUAUAAAAAUACAUACACAUAUGAAAAGAGAGACUAUCUUGUUCCAACAGCUAUUUCUUCCCAAUGUACCUAUAGUAAACUAGAAGCCUAGUACUACUGUCUUUAGCAAGGAUUAGUAUGUCCCCCACAACAACUUGUAUUGGGGAAACAAAUGGUCUAGGAGAGGGAAGCAUAUCGAAUGUACAUUCAUAUGGAGCAUUCAUGUUAAGAGAUUACAGUUCUGUGAAAAACCUGGUAAAAAUUUCCAUGCAUAAACUAAUCUAUGUCUUGUUUUCAUUUUGUGUCUCCCUCUCCAAAAGGCGAGCAAAACUCUUCCGCUUUGCAUCGGAAAACGAUCUUCCCGAAUGGAAAGAACGAGGCACUGGUGAUGUAAAGCUUCUGAAGCACAGAGAGAAGGGGACCAUUCGUCUCUUGAUGAGGAGAGAUAAAACCCUAAAAAUCUGUGCAAAUCAUUACAGUAUGUGAUUUGGUACACUGCACUUGUUGUACAGUACUACUUAUUUUGCUGUAAUAGCAAGAAAGGAAAUUAAUAAUAGGGACAGAAGGUGAUGAAGGUCCUUCUGGUUCUGGUUACUAAGGAAGAGUUAUACCCAAGGCCACUUGCACAGCGAGCUUCUGCCUGCGUCAUCAGUUGGUGCGAUGUUGGAGAUUAACUGGAGGUUAAAAGGAUCAAAAAGCUAUGUAGUUUACCUUCUCUUAGCAAAAGUCCUUCACAUACAACCUCCAAAUAUAAUCCAGUAUGCCACAAGCAGACAUGAGAUAUUUCACAAAGACAUGCAAUUAGCUUUAAGCAAGGCAGGGGAACCGUGCUGUGCAAAUGAAGAAAACUACGCAGGGCCCAGUCACUUAUAGCCCAACCUUCUUUAGUUCAAAAAUGGCAGUGAAACUUUCACAUGUCUUAACAAUAAUACCAUGAAAAACAUGCCACACUAUGUAGUAAGGGUUUCAGAAAACUAGUCCUAAAGGGUAGCGUCAAGAUUCUAGAAUGCAGUCUUAAUUGUGAAUAAAAUCUAGUCAUGCAUUCAUUGAUAAAUAGGCUAGACUAGAACUUAAAUGCAUUUUUAACAAUCUUUUAUGUUGCCGAUAAGGUAGAUAUCUUCAGGCAGACAGUUAAGGAGGCUCUGUUGUUUGCUCUAGUACUUCCUGUGCCCAGCUACUUUUUUCUCUCUCUUCCUGCCCCGGCUUUUCCUUUCUAGUUACACCUGUAAUGGAGCUGAAGCCCAAUGCAGGAAGUGACAGGGCAUGGGUGUGGAAUACACAUGCUGAUUUCGCAGAUGAGAGUCCUAAGCCAGAACUUCUGGCAAUUCGGUUUUUAAAUGCAGAAAGUAAGUUAAAAGCAACAUAACUUUGAUCACUUAAAAUUGCUGUGUAUGUAUGAAGACAUGUGAAGUGAGUGUAAACUGAAUGUUUUGUAUUUCAUUGCAUCCCAUUUUUCUGUAAUGAAACAGGCUACCCUCUGUGCUAGUACUCUGUUAAUACUUCAGCAGGGUUGACAGGCCUAAAGAGCAUGUUUCAUGACUUCUAUAAAGUAGGCAGUCUGGGCUAUUUCAAAAAAAAAUUAUAGGUCACAUGCAAAUUGUGGGCAAGCAAAUUAAGUAUACUGGAUUUACUUUUUGGAUUGAUAGGAUUUUAGAGGUCCUUAAAUCCUUGCCUCUUAACAAGUGGAAGCAAAGGUUACUGUGUUCUGCUCUCGUGUCCUGGCCUAGCUGUUAUUUCUAUAAAAAGUAUUGACUUACUACCAUAGCAACCUUCAGGUUCUGUGUUGAUUCCUUCUUGUGGUGUGCCAGUGAGGAACAUAGUUAGCUGUUGCAUGUAGGCCAUUCAGUAAACCCAGGGAAAUGGAGCACAACCUUACUUUCUGUGCAUAGUGUGAAAUUGGCUUUACGGACUUGAAGUUGGGGAUGGGGAGAAGCAAAUCAGACACAGGCCUUUGUUUCUUUUCCGGCCUAUGGAAUAAAAAUGCCUUUUUUGAUGAAUGACAUUUUUCAUUAUCUAGCAUUGAGCAACAGUGACCUCAAGUGGUCAUUUUUGCUAAUAUAUUGUAGUGUAACGGUAAACCACCUGACAACUUCCAUUGUAUGAUAGUUAUGAAAGUAUUGAUAUGCUAUCUUUAUCAGAAAUCCUUUUUGCUAAUAUUAACUCUAUUAAAGAAAAAUCUGGCAGUGAUGCUAGUACAUGAACUCUAAGAUCUAGUUAAUCAGUAGGUCUUACGAUACAAAUCUCCACUGCACCUACUUGUCCAGCAAAACGUCAAAGAGUGCAUUUUACACUGAAAUGUAUAAACAGUUCUAGAAACUCAGAUACUCUGUAGACUGCAUAUGUACAUGUGGCUUCACUAGAUAGUAGGUAUUGUCAAGACCAGAGCUUUCCAAACUGUCUCGAUACGUUAGUGUGUCAGCUGCAGUAUGUAGGUGUGUCACACAAACAUUCUCCAUGCUCCUCCUGGGGCAGGAAAUGGGUUAGUUUAACCUCUGGUUUGCUAGUAAAACUGAAUUACUGUGUCCCAAAAUGAUGCAUAUCUAAAAAGUGUCUUGCCAACAUCAAAAGUUUGGAAAGCUCUGGUCUUGAUACAAAGAGGAUGAGUGUUCAUGCAAUCUGAGGUACCAGAGAAAAAAAUGUUACUAACUUUAAGUUGUGUCCAGAUCCAUUGCAGCAUAUUUUAUGAUACUUUGUUUCCUUAAAACAGAUGCACAGAAAUUCAAGGCAAAAUUUGAAGAAUGUAGAAAUGAGGUUGACAAGGGAAAGAAAGGUAAGAUUUUUUUUUCUUCUGAUGAAAGAAUACUUCAGUCAGGAGACUGCAAACAAUUCUGCAAAAGCCCCUGAACUAUCAGAAUAACUGGCAUUUUAUAUAUGUACUAUAUGCCAAGUUUUAGACCCUCUUUUAGAUCCUCAUUUACUUAAGCAGAAAUGUAAGAGUUAAAGAGGCUUGCACUGAGGUGGUCUUUCCUUUUUCCAUAAUCUUCAGCAACAUGCAUCUCUGAACCUUUCAGCGUUACUGUCUCGUCUUGCUGUUUACCUAAUUUUAGAAUUUCUUGAUCAUACCCCACAGUUUAGCAAUGUAAGAAAGUGACACGCUAUCUCGUUUUUGCAUGUCAGAGCAACUGACUUUCAGACACUUAAGAAAUCCUCCUUAUGAAACAGUAGGCAGGCAGUUGAUUCUACAAAAUAAAGUUUAGUUAACUUUAUUCAAAUCAAUUUAUUGCUAAAGAGAGAAGCAAAUUGUGCAUUGUUAGCACUCUCUUAUAUGCUGUUUUGAGGAUAGACAAUCUGGCUUUCAGGUAAGGUACUAAAAUUAUGGCAGUUGCAAGAAACAGUAUGUAAUCUUGGAGAACAAUUGGAAAUAUAAGCAUGAUACAUGGUCUUUGCAUAAGAAGUCCAGCACACAUUGUUUACAUAUCCAGCGAUGACUAACACAUUUGCCAUAUUGACUGUGUUCACAACAAGCAAAGAGCCUGGACUUAAUACAUUGUACUUGUAUGAGCUCUGUGCUAGUGCGUUCAACCUUAAUCUGUUUCACAUGCAUGGUUAAACAAAUCAAGCCCUACUACUGGCAGACACCAGUCUUGUCCCCCAGGCUCUAGAUGAUAUUGGUGUGUGUGAGAAGGGACACAUGAAAGAAGGUGGUUCCUAAGAUACCCAGGUCCCAAGUCAUUAAGGUUUUUCAGGCUUGAAUUGAACCCAGAAACCAAUUAGCAGCCAGUAUAAAUCGCUGUGGGACGUGGGUGGCGCUGUGGGUUAAACCACAGAGCCUAGGACUUGCUGAUCAGAAGGUCGGCGGUUCGAAUCCCUGCGACGGGGUGAGUGCCCGUUGCUCGGAUCCUGCUCCUGCCCACCUAGCAGUUCGAAAGCAUGUCAAAGUGCAAGUAGAUAAAUAGAGACCACUCCAGCGGGAAGGUAAACGGCGUUUCCGUGUGCUGCUCUGGUUCGCCAGAAGCGGCUUAGUCAUGCUGGUCACAUUGCCCGGAAGCUGUAUGCCGGCUCCCUUGGCCAAUAAAGCGAGAUGAGUGCCGCAACUCCAGAGUCGGCCACGACUGGACCUAAUGAUCAGGGGUCACUUUACAUUUACCUUUAUAAAUUGCUGAGAACUGACAAGAUUUUCAUAAGGAGAAACAAACCACAAGCCUGGUUUGGACACAGUUCUAAAUUAUUCCUUUUCUAGUUUGUUAAACUGUUCAUGUCAGGGGAGGAAUGAAGUGGGAGCAGAACUGUGCACCAGCACACAUCGUGUACACAGUAUGAUUUAUUAAGCCAAGGUUAUUCACUUAUUGUUGCAUGUAACAAAGCCAGUGACUGCUAAAGAAUUUUCUGUUAACACCUGUAUGUAAGAAAAUUAACUUGCUAUAGUGUACAUAGGACCAAGAGACAUGGACAGCGAGGGAGCUACUAAAGUGACCUGCAACACCUGUGCCAUGUCUGUCUUCAUGCCUGAGAAUGUGGAAAACUACACCUGCAAGGGGUGCAAGCGGAUUCCCUUGCUGAAAGAGAAGAUAGAGCAACUUGAGACCCGCCUAGCCACACUUCAAGCUACUGGGCAAGGUGAGGAAUUUCUCAUUAGAGCAGAGUGGACUCUCUUGGAACAGCAACACAGGUGGGGUGCCCCUAGGAAGGAGGAAGAUUGCCCAUUGCAGGAAACGAAUGCCUGGAGGAACAUGACACACAGAAGCAGUACUGUCAGGAACCAUGCUUUGACACUGGAGCUGCAAAAUCAAUUCCAUGCCCUCAACUUGGACACCAAUUCUGGGCUAGAGGAGCAAGUACAGUAGUUGCAGACCUCAGAAUACAUAGAAGUGAUUAUGGAAGGUGCAGUGUGCAGAACAAUUCCUGUCACUCCCCAGAGGUGGAAGAGAAGUGUGUUGGUGGUAGGCGACUCCCUGCUGAGGGGGACAGAGGCAGCAGUGUGCAGGUUUAACAGGAUGUGUUGGGUGGUGAACUGUCUUCAGGUGCAACAAUUCACUAUGUGACAGACAGGUUGCCAAGUUUUAUAAAGCCCACUGACGAUGACAACCCCUUCUGAUUCAUGGGUACAAAUGAUACUGCUAGAUGUAGUCUUCAGCAUAAUAGCAAGGGACGUUGACACUCUGGGCAGGAAGCUGAAGGGCCUUGGGGCACAGGUGGUAUUUUCAUCACUCUUUCCUGUUGAAGAUUGGGCCACAGGAAGAGGAAAAUCCUGGAAGUAAAGUACUGGUGGCACAGGUGAUGUCAGGAAAGGUGUAGCUUCUUGGACCAUGUUCUCUGCUUCUUUGAGGAAGGAUGUCUGGCAAGAGAUGGGUUGUACCUCAUGGCAGUUGGCGAGAGUGCUUUUGCUAAGAGUCUUAUCAACCUGAUCAGGAAAGCUUUAAAUUAAACCCUGAGAAAGAGGGAGAGGACAUUGCAGACUACAAGGAGACACCUGGUACUGAGGAUAACAGCUUCACUUAUGCACAGGAGAUGGAGGUGUUGCUCCAGAAACCUGCUGAAGGGCAGGAAACGGCAAGAAGGUGGAAGAAGCAACAAGAGGAUCAUCUCUCUUGGCCCUGGUACUUACCAGGAAGUGAUCGACAAAUGAUACAGAGGCAAGAGAAAUCUGAGUGUAGUCAGACAUGUGCUCUGGACUUUAAGAAGGCUGAUCUCAAAAAGCUUAAGGAAUACUCAAAGAGAAGAAAUACUCAAAGAGAAGGGAGUCCAAGAAGAAUGAGAGUUUUAAAAAAAGUGGAAUAUUGAAGAUAGAGAGGCAGACCAUUCCAACAAGAAAAGUGGGAAACUUCUAAAGAAACUAAUGUAGCUGCAUAAGGUGCUUACUGAUGAGCUGAGAUUUAAGAAGGACAUAUAUAAGAAAUGGAAGAAAGGGGAAAUCACAAAGGAGAGUAGCCAACAGUUGCAGGGAGAAGGUCAGGUGGGGCAAAGCUCAGGUUUGCAAGAGAGGUUAAAAAUAAUAAAGUAAGUUUAUUUGGCUAUGUUUCAAAGCAAGAAGAACAACAACAAGCAAGUAGUGGGUCCUCUGCAUGGAAAAGACUGAGAAAUUUUAUUGGGUGACAGAGAAGGCAGAACUGCUGAACACCUACUUUGCCUCUGUCUUCGCCCAAAAGAAAAGCAGUGCCCAGCCUGGUGAUAACAGAAUAAUAAAUGUUGCAAGGAGGGAGCUGCAGCCCACGAUAGGAAAAGAGGUGGCAUAGGAACACCUAGUUACUUUAAAUGAAUUCAAAUCUCCCAAGGCAAGUAUAGUGUCCUGAUCAAAGGAAGUAUUCAUCCUGUUCUGUUGGUCUUGCCUUGGUUAGAACACAUCUGGAGUACCAAGUCCAGUUCUGGGCACCACAAUUUAAUAAGGUUAUUGACAAGCAGAGGAGGGCAACCAAGAUGACCAGGAGUCUGGAAACCAAGUCUUAUGAGAAAUGGUUGAGAGAAUUGGGUAUUUUUAGCUUUGAAAAGAGGAGACUGAGAGGAGUUAUGAUUGCCAUCUUCAGAUAUCUAAAGGGAUGUCACAUGGAAGAGGGAACAAGCUUGUUUUCUCCUGCUCCAGAGGCUAGGAUCCGAACCAAUGGAUUCAAGUUACAAGAGGAAAUUCCAAUUAAACAAAAGAAGAAAAUUCUGACAAUAAGAGCUAUUUGAAAGUGGAACAGACUCCAAUGAGAGUUGAUGGACUCUUCUUCCUUGGAGGUUGUUUUAGCAGAGGCUUGAUGGCCUUCUGUUAUGUAUGAUCUUGUUGAGAUUCCUGCAUCGCAGGGGAUUGGCGCAGAUGGCACUUUGGAUCCCUUCCAACUGAAUUAUAUGAUUGCAUAAAAGUAGAAAAAUACAAAACAUUUCCUAAAUAUAUAAGCCAGAAAAAGGAUGACCAACUAAUGCAUUCUAUAAUUCUAUAUAAUUAAGGAAUGUGUUCUAGAUAGCACCUUUUCCCUUGGCCAGGCAUGUAAUUAUUCUAGUACAUAACAAAUUUAUUGAAAUUUAAGCACAGCUCAAAGCCUGAGGUUUCUUAAAAACAGUGACUUCUACGUUCAGAGUAUUUCAAAAAAAUAAGUUUCUCAACCAGUAGUUUCACCACCCCUAGGCUGGAUAAUAGCUUUUCGCGUUAAAAACAGAGACAUAGCAAAUUACAUCCCUAGCUACAGUAGCUGAAAGAGACAAUGGGGACCUGUAUGUUUGAAGCAGUUCCCAUUUCCAGCAUCCUAUAAGCUUUUCUGACAAGCUAGUGGUAUUUUUUGAGUUGUGCUAAAGCCAUCAGCCAUCCACGUCACACUGAGAUCAUCCAGGGAUCACAGGUCUUUCAUAUGAUAACCUUGGCAUGGCAUGUUACAUGUGAAGUGCAAGACUUGUACAGCAUCCUUUGUCUUAGGGGAAUUCCAUCGUGCUCUGAUGCUCUUGGCUUGCCUGUACAUGAUUUCUGCUUUUCAAAUGGCCCUCAGUGUUUGUGCCUUGUUUCUGUUUCUGACGUAAGAGGGGAAGCAAAGGAAUCUCUUCUCAGUUACAGUCAUACCGUGGUUCCUGAAAGCCUUGGUACUUGUACAUUUUGGCUCCCGAAUGCCGUAAACCUGGAAGUAAGUGUUGUGGUUUUCAAAUGUUUUUGGAAGCCAAAGGUCUGACGCAGCUUCCGGUUGAGUGCAGCCAAUCUGAAGCCACACCUUGGUUUGCAAAUGUUUUCAGAAGUUGAAUGGACUUCCGGAACGGAUUACGUUUGACAACCAAGGUACAACUGUACUUACUGUUUCCUCCGUUUGAUACAAGUGGGGCUUACUAUACUCUUCUAAAGAAUGAGUUUUCAGUGCUUGAUCUCAGUUCCUUGCGCAUCACUCACUAGUCAAACUGGACGUUCACUAUCAAACAUGGUGUUCUUAUGACCAGGGAACUCUCAGCCACAAUUGACAGGAUUACUCUCUGUCAUCUUUUUGGAUGUCUCUGCCCUGCAAGCAGCUGAUAAGGAAAUGAAGUUGUGAUAUGAGUGAUUGCAGCCUGAUGGCAGAUAACCAAUAAGUAGCUCAGUAUCCACAAUCAGGGAUAAGUUGAAUUUUUGUGACUUCCUCUUAAGAACGCAGAUGGAGAUUCGGGAUAGACAAAAAGAAGUACCGUGUUUUUUGCACCAUAACACUCACUUUUUUCCUCCUAAAAAGUAAGGGGAAAUGUCUGUGCGUGUUAUGGAGGGAAUGCCUACGGGUGACAUGCCUACGGAUUUCCCUCCUCUAAAAACUACGUGCGUGUUAUGGUCGGGUGCGUGUUAUAGAGCGAAAAAUACGGUACUUCACAAAACACAUACUGUGGUACCUUGGUUUAAGAAGAGCUUAGUUUAUGGACAACUUGGAUUAAGAAUGCUGCAAACCCAGAAGUAGGUGUUUUGGUUUGUGAACUUUGCCUUGGAAGCAGAACAUGUUUCACUUCCUGCUAAGUCUAAAUUGAGUCCCCCGCUGCUAUGGGAAAGCACGCCUUAGUUGAAGAACGGACUUCUGGAACGGAUUAAAUUCGUAAACCAAGGUGCCACUGUAUAGGUACGGAAUUUAUUACCACAAUAUGUGAUAAUCACCACCAUCUCGGAUGCCUUUAGAAGAGGGUCAGGCAAUCAUAGAGGAUGCUCUCAAUGGCUGUUAGUCAUAAUGGUGGAGUUACACAGGAGUGUUGUUGCAUUUGUGUCCUGCUUGUGAGCCUCUCAUAAGUAUCUGGUUGGCCUAACAGGAUGCUAGACUAGAUAGACCUUUGGUCUGAUUGCGCAGGGCUCUUACAUCAAGUGUUCAGGGCCAUGAUUAACAGGUAAGCAAUCUUCAUUUUUAUGCUUAAUAGCAGGCUCACUCUGUGCCUGACUGCAAUAUUCAGUCACGGUGCUUUUUAGGCCUGCUAGAGUAAUCCAGGAUGUUGUGGACACUUUCCCUACUUGUGGAAGUUCGUUUCAAUUGAUCUUGGUACAGAUGACCCUUUUUGUCCUUUCCAAUCCACAAUCCUAUGAUUCCAGGUGCUUCAUUAUUACUGAUGAAUUUGAGGUAUAGAAAUGUUACCAGUUUUAAAAAUCUUGACGUUGGGAUUUUUUAAGAGAGACUCUUAGUAUUCAAUUGACUUUUUAUGUACUCAUCAGGACGUGAAGUGUUAUUCUCACUGAAGUGUCUGGUUUUCAUAUAGCUGCGUCAUAGCUCUGCAUGGAUACAAAUUCUCAUAUAUAUAUAUACAUAUAUAUAUAUACAUAUAUAUAUAUAUAUAUAUAUAUAUAUAUAUAUAUAUAUAUAUAUAUAUCUAUAUCAGGACAUUCCAAAAUUAUUUCUUUCUUGCAGCACUUUGUUACAGUGGAAUAGCUAGUUGCUUUGUAAUUAAAAUUGUAUUAAUGGUUAGCAAUUCAAAAUCUUCGGGUAAGGAGGGGAGAUUCUCCCCUCCCCCUUUGAGUUAAUGGUUUUUCAAACUAUGAAGCAUUACUUUUUCCUGCAGAUUAUCCUGAAGGCAUAAAAACAUAGACAUGUUGCGAUAGAGAGCUUCUACUUUUCAAAUAAUGUAACCUUGGGUUGAAGUAGCUUCGGGAUGAAUAUUUUCGGGUUGCGCUCCGCGGCGACCCAGAAGUAACAGAGCGCGUUACUUCUGGGUUUCGCCGCAUGCGCAGAUGCUCAAAAUGAUGCCAUGCGCGGAAGCGGCGAAACGCGACGUGCAGUCACGUGUUACGUUCACUUCAGGAUGUGAACGGGGCUCCGGAACGGAUCCCGUUCGCAUCCAGAGGCACCACUGUAUCUUUUUUUAAAACUCCGCUGCUUAUGAUCUGAGUGCCAAAGGGACCUGCCUGUGAGAAAUUGGAAAGUCAGGAACCAACCAAUGCCUUUUCAUUCUUCCCUCCUGGGCCUGUAGUUGCGUGUCUUUUAUCCUAACCAAAUUACCCUGCUUCCUCCAAAGAACUUGGGACAGUACACAUAGGGUGGGUUAUUGCAUGUUGCAACAGUAUCCCUCUCGGGUAAGCUGAGCAGAAAUAUAACAGCUUUCCCAAGGCUGUCCCAUUAAGUGGAGCUUUGAAUCUGGCUUAUCUGUUGUUCAAAUCACAGCAUUCGCCACACUGAGUGUCUUGCAUUAUUACACCAUACAAAAUACUAUAUUGUUCUCUCAGAUCUUUUUGACAUGUUUCCAUAUUACCUACUGCACUGUCUAAUAAUAUCUUUAAACAUUUUUUAGCAGGAACAGAAAAAAAUGAUAGUGCUGAUAAAGUUGCCGAGAAACUAGAAGAACUUUCUGUAAAGGAGGAGAUCAAAGAAUCGGAGAAAGAAGUCAAGGAGAAAACUGAAGAAAAGCAAUAA
Molecule: messenger RNA, 13642 nt
Organism: Podarcis lilfordi (Lilford's wall lizard)
Lineage: Eukaryota; Metazoa; Chordata; Lepidosauria; Squamata; Lacertidae
Source: the annotation of a GenBank genome assembly